Molecule: messenger RNA, 2424 nt
Organism: Heteronotia binoei (common prickly gecko)
Lineage: Eukaryota; Metazoa; Chordata; Lepidosauria; Squamata; Gekkonidae
Gene: ENG
Product: endoglin
Exons: 16
Coding region: 409-2397 (662 amino acids)
Biological process (GO): vasculogenesis
Source: RefSeq, a predicted model, not a curated record
GAAGCAUAAAAGCAGCAUUUCCUCUUGCUGUUUUGGCAGGCGAGCACUUGGCAGGCCUUCCUCGAAAGGGAGUGAAUUUCCUGCCUCCGUGGGUCAUCAAGGCUGAGUCGAGCCAGCGAGCCACAGUCAGGCGGAGGGAGCUCGGAGAAGACACACAGCCUGUCUGUGGCGAAUCCCAAUCACGGCAGCCCACCGAGCCCAGCCUUACAUUGCCAGCCUGCUGCCCUGCCUCGAGCCUCAGUGCUUUUGGAAAAUUCCCAAGGCUGGAGUGGAGAAGGGCCGAGCUGCCCCGGCUGCCUCUCUCGGGUUCCCUCGUGCAACUCUGCAGACCAGGGGACAUCGGUCUUCCUAACCUCCUGCCUCUAGACACGGGCUAAGAGCAGCCGGGAGAAGGACGGAUUUCGCAUCAUGGAGAGGGUCCGGUGCCUACCGCUGCUUCUGGCUUUUAGCCUGGCCGCAAGUGCAAAUCCAAUUAAUGUUCAAGAUUGCACCCUUCAGCCACUCGGGCAGAAAGAGGGAGUCAAAGUGCUGUACUCAACCAGCAGGGUCCCCAGCGGUUGCAUGAGCCAGGGCGCUCCAGAAUCUGAUUGGGAAGUCCACGUCCUCUAUCUGCAAAGCAGCAGCGGGAGCGGAGUGUCCGAGCUGCACUUGAACGUGUCAUCAGCAGAAGGAAACAGCACGCAGCAGCGGAAAGUGGUGUUUGUGGUGAGCACCAAUUCCUUCUCCUUGGUAACUGUCCAUUCAGAGGAUCUGCCCCUCACCUUCGUCUAUAACCGUGAAAACGUCUUGCUUAGGAUGAACAACAGAGAAACCAACACAACCGAACUUCCUUCCUUUGCCAAUGGCGAGGAGCUCUUGAAGUGGGCCAAAUUAAAGUACGGGGGUGUUUCUUCCUUUGCCAAUGUAGGAAGCCCGCAGCAGAUCCACUUUCAAGUAGGCAAAGAGAUCGGUACUUCCAAGGACUGCAUCUCAGAGACGGAUUUCGAUGCUGGGCAGUACCUGGAGAUGGAUGUCAUCUCCUCAGAGGUCAAAAGCUGUCCUCAACCCAGCAAGCACCCCAGGAAAGAAGCACAUAUCGUGUGGCUCCAGCAGGACCACCAGGACUCUGGCAUGCAGGCCGUGGAGCUGAACAUGAAUGUGACUUGCGACAAAGGAGACCCUUUUAAGGAGCUCAAUGUGGUACUGGUGCUUAAAAGCCAGCACAACCUGCUGUGGAACAUCGGUUCAACGACCCACUCUACGCAGUUCUUGGUGUCUGGCAAGUACAGCCUAAAACACAUGAGCUCUGGGAUGAUUGAUGGCGAAGCCCUCCCUGAUAACCAAGAAGGCCUGAUCAGAAGGGCCCAUGACAGAGGCGUUGAUUUCAUUGCUUCCUAUACAGAGAUACCCUCCGCCAACCGCAUCACCCUAGAAGUAGUCCGUUGUGCAGAACAGCCGACGGAGGUGGUCACAACGCCGCAGGCCAGAAUUCAUCCACACAGCACAACCAGAUUGACCGAAAGCCUGCUGGACACCAUGAAGCCGUGGAGGUGCCUUGAGAACACCAUCGAAGUUGCCCUGGCCAAGCAAUACUUGCGUGUUUUAAAGGAUCCCAUCACUGCUGUAACUCUCCGGGACCCCCGCUGUGUGGCACAAGAUAACGUGACACAUUUUGUUCUGAGGAGUCUCUUGGAAGAUUGUUUCACACAAGUGGAGCGGGGAAUUCACGUCAGGAAUGAGCUCAUCGUGACCCUGGCUUCUCUGCAGCGAGUCACGGUACCAUUUAAGUGUGAUCUCCCAGAGAAGCUGUCUCUCCAGCUUUAUCCUACACCAGAAUUCGGAUUGCCCUCCACCACUCUGGAAGUCAACAAAGUGGCCUAUGUCCAGGUAUCGUUCAGGACAGCCAACGAAGAUUUGUCUCUGCAGCUCCAAGAAUGUUCCCUGAAAACCACCGGCAAGUUGUCCAUGCCGCUGAUCCACAACGGCGCCUCAACCAGUUCCUCUGUGGAGAUCUUGGAUGCUCCCUACAGCCCCCCUGGCGCAUGGAUCCAUCGCUUCCGAUUCAUCUACGAGGCGGAAGAUGGAGGGUGGUCCAGUUCGUCUGCCACUCUGGUCUGCCGGGUGUCUCUGAACCGCCAUGAUCCCAGCUCCUUUGAAAGCUCUUUGGAGGUGAAACUGAAGCACUCUGUACCGCCCAGUCCAGGUCUGGGGCUUGGCACUGUAGGUGGAAUAACUUUUGGGGCCUUUCUAAUUGGAGUCCUGCUCACUGCAGCGUUGUGGUACAUCUACUCCCACACACGUCCGCUGGCCAAGAUGCAGCCUGUCUCGUCGAACCCCCCCGCCUCCGAGAGCAGCAGCACCAACCACAGCAUCGGCAGCACACAGAGCACCCCCUGCUCUACCAGCAGCAUGGCAUAGCAACUUCAGGCUGGAGACCGGACAGGG